AUGGAAAUGGACGAAAGCAUACCAUAUCCCGAAAAUAUCAAACCUCAAGUCUACAAGAAUACACUAACACCCAGAAGGAUUCAGAACGCACAAAGAGAAGACCCCAAGCUAUCACAAAUUUUAGAAAUAUUGGAGGAAGGACCGUCUGAACCGCCCAACUACCUGCGACAGUACACACGAUACCGUGGAUUCCUAUUUCACCGCACCACACCACAAGUGAGAUAUGCUGCCGCACCUUAUGAGUAUUUAGCUGAGGAGUUCUAUUUGGGAAUGAAUGCAGAUAUACAUAAUAAAAAUGCCCAUAGAUACCAAUUAAUAGCUCGAAGUGAAAUCAAUUUGAAAGAUAUUAUUGAUGCUUAUAAAAGCCGGUUUGGAAAAGAACCGCAGGAAUCAAUAACGAACAUAUGGACUCAAGGCGAAUACAGCGAUUUAUUUCUGGCGGUUCUCAAUGGAAAUCCUUGAAACAAGUAGUAUCCUUUCUGUCUAUCAUUAUAUUAUACUUACAGUUUUCCAAUUUUGAUUCGACAAGAAAUAAUGUUUUGUAUAUUGAAUGCCAUGGGUCCUAUUGUGUUUUGGGUUUUGUCACUAUUUUGUUCCAACUUUUAAGAAUAAAGUUCCAGUCGGAUUUGGAAUGAAUCA
This is a messenger RNA of Nilaparvata lugens (brown planthopper), 639 nucleotides long. RefSeq lists its product as uncharacterized. Gene Ontology annotation, molecular function: calcium-dependent phospholipid binding; calcium ion binding. NCBI's taxonomy places the organism in Eukaryota, Metazoa, Arthropoda, Insecta, Hemiptera, Delphacidae. The transcript is spliced from 3 exons. Bases 1 to 462 code for a protein of 153 amino acids. The record is from RefSeq and is a predicted model, not a curated record.